UACGUACAUAAAAAUAAUUAACAGCCAAGCGAAUGUUGCUUACCAACAUAACAGCCGUAAAGCGCAGCGUCGGGAAAAUCCAACAUGGCGGCCGCAAUGAGAGGACACGGUGUCGCUUUUAUGAGAAACAUCCCAGGGCUGUUACAGUCCAGGUUACAGAUUGUGAGUGGUGCAUCACAGCAGCUCUCAUGUCUCCACACCAGCACUUCAGUGGAAUCAAGGCACUGGGAGAGGCGUAAUCUGACAGUAUAUCCACCUCAGUUGCCAGAUGAACCUCGCAGACCAGCAGAGAUCUACCACUGCAGGAGGCAGAUAAAAUACAGCAAAGACCACAUGUGGUACCUGGCCAAAAUGAUCCGAGGGAUGAGUAUCGACGAGGCCAUCACACAGCUAGAAUUCAAUGACAAGAAAGGGGCAAAAGUUAUGAAGGAGGUUCUUCUAGAAGCUCAGGAGAUGGCGGUGAAGAAUCAUAAUGUGGAGUAUAAAUCUAACCUUUAUGUAGCCGAGUCCUUCUCCGGCAAAGGGACAUACCUGAAGCGGAUCCGUUACCAUGGUAGGGGCAUGUUUGGCAUCAUGGACAAGGUUUACUGUCACUAUUUUGUCAAACUGGUGGAAGGAUCACCACCCAAAACGGAGCCAAAGACGGGCUUCGACCAGGCCAAAGAGUACGUCCAGAACCUGAAGAAACGAACCAUCACCCACAGCCUGUAGAUCAUUCUGUUAAACUAAAUGUUUAUGUAUCAUUUGAUAUUUAUAAAUACAAAAGAAAAAAUGG
This is a messenger RNA of Melanotaenia boesemani (Boeseman's rainbowfish), 775 nucleotides long. It is a transcript of the gene mrpl22, whose product is annotated as mitochondrial ribosomal protein L22. Lineage: Eukaryota; Metazoa; Chordata; Actinopteri; Atheriniformes; Melanotaeniidae. The record is from RefSeq and is a predicted model, not a curated record. Gene Ontology annotation, cellular component: mitochondrial large ribosomal subunit; ribosome. Gene Ontology annotation, biological process: ribosome assembly; translation. Bases 85 to 711 code for a protein of 208 amino acids. The transcript has 7 exons. Gene Ontology annotation, molecular function: structural constituent of ribosome.